CAGCUUACCCAAAAGAACAUCUUUUUCAUCAUCUAAUCAUGGACGGCAUUGACAACUACAAGGCCAGUGGUAGUUUACGAGGAAGCUUACGUUCACGCAGUUCGUCGGCGUGGAGGAACAAUGCUAUGGACGUUUUCUCGAGGUCUUCACGAGAGGAAGACGAUGAAGAAGCUCUCAGAUGGGCUGCUCUUGAAAAGCUUCCAACUUUUGAUCGUCUAAGAAAAGGUAUUCUGACUACGUCGAAAGGUGAAGCCAGUGAAAUCGAUAUACAUGAUCUUGGAUCUGAAGAAAGGAAGAAAUUGCUCGAGAAGCUGGUCAGAGUAACCGAACAGGAUAAUUCCAAGUUUUUGUUGAAGGUCAGAGAUCGGAUUGAUAGAGUUGGAAUUGAACUUCCAGAAAUUGAAGUACGAUUUGAGCACAUAAAUGUUGAAACAGAAGUUCAUGUAGGAGGCAAAAGUUUACCAACGUUCUUUAACUUCAUUGUAAACUUCCUGGAGGGGGGUUUGAAUUAUCUUCACAUUCUUUCGAAUCAAAAGAAGCACUUAACUAUCCUUAAAGAUGUUAGUGGAAUCAUCAAGCCUCGCAGAAUGACAUUGUUAUUGGGUCCUCCAAGUUCUGGGAAGACAACACUCUUAUUGGGUUUGGCUGGAAAGCUUGACCCGGCUCUAAAGUGUUCAGGGAGGGUGACUUAUAAUGGCCACGGCAUGGAUGAAUUUGUACCCCAGAGAACUGCUGCCUAUGUUAGUCAAUAUGAUCUCCAUAUUGGGGAAAUGACUGUAAGGGAAACCUUGGCCUUCUCUGCAAGGUGCCAAGGGGUUGGAUCACGCUAUGAUAUGUUAGCAGAGUUGUCUAGAAGAGAAAAAGAGGCAAAUAUCAAGCCUGAUCCAGAUAUCGAUGUCUACAUGAAGGCCGCAACAACAGAAGGCCAAGAGGCGAACGUGGUGACAGAUUAUAUAUUAAAGGUUUUGGGUUUAGAAGUGUGUGCUGAUACCAUGGUGGGAGAUGAUAUGUUAAGGGGUAUCUCUGGGGGACAAAGAAAGCGUGUUACAACAGGGGAGAUGCUGGUUGGACCAGCAAAGGCACUGUUUAUGGAUGAAAUAUCUACUGGAUUGGACAGCUCGACAACUUUCCAAAUUGUGAAUUCGCUCAGGCAAUAUGUUCACAUUCUUGAUGGAACGGCAGUCAUCUCUCUACUGCAGCCUGCACCAGAGACUUAUGAUCUUUUUGAUGACAUUAUUCUCCUCUCUGAUGGCUACAUUGUCUACCAGGGGCCCCGUGAACAAGUUCUAGAGUUUUUUGAACGCAUGGGCUUCAAGUGUCCGGAAAGGAAAGGCGUGGCUGACUUCCUACAAGAGGUGACAUCAAGGAAAGAUCAGGAGCAGUAUUGGACACACAAAGAUGAUCCGUACAAUUUUGUCAUGGUCCAGGAAUUUGCUGAGGCAUUCCAAUCAUUCUAUGAGGGAAAGCGAAUAGGAGAUGAACUUGCAGCUCCAUAUGAUAAGAGAAAAAGCCACCCCGCUGCUUUGACAACCAAAAAGUAUGGUGUUGGUAAGAAGGAGUUGAUUAAAGCUUCCUUCUCAAGAGAAUACUUGCUGAUGAAGAGGAAUUCGUUUGUUUACAUCUUCAAGCUUAUACAGCUUGCAAUAAUGGCAAUGGUUACAAUGACAGUUUUCCUACGGACUAAGAUGCAUCAUGAAUCAGAAAUAGAUGGAACAAUUUACGCGGGUGCUUUAUUCUUUACAUCAAUUAUGAAUUUGUUUAAUGGGAUCGCAGAGAUCUCUAUGACGAUCAUAAAGCUUCCUAUUUUUUAUAAGCAAAGGGAUCACCUCUUCUAUCCAUCAUGGGUAUAUACUCUUCCUACAUGGCUCCUCAAAAUCCCGAUAGGGUUCCUUGAAGUUGGUGUUUGGGUAUUCAUGACAUAUUAUGUCAUUGGUUUGGAUCCAAACGUUGGAAGGUUGUUGAAGCAAUUUCUUCUACUAUUACUUGUAAACCAAAUGUCCUCUGCAUUAUUUCGAUUUAUUGCAGCACUGGGUAGGAAUAUGAUUGUUGCUAACACAUUCGGAUCAUUUGCACUGCUCUUGCUUUUUGCAUUGAGUGGUUUUAUCCUCUCCCAAGAUGAUAUAAAGAAAUGGUGGAUAUGGGGCUACUGGACAUCACCUUUGAUGUACGCGCUAAAUGCAAUAUUGGUUAAUGAGUUCCUUGGGAGCAAGUGGAGACAAAUUGAAAACUCAACGGAACCACUGGGAGUUAGAGUACUAAAGGCGCGCGGGCUCUUUACCGAAGCACGUUGGUAUUGGAUAGGCAUAGGGGCAACAAUUGGAUUCAUCCUCGUUUUCAACAUCGUUUUCACUCUGGCUCUUGCUUAUCUUAACCCAAUUGGGAAGGCACAAACUGUAAAGUCAGAUGAACCACAUAGCAAUGAUCAAGGGCAGAAUAAUGGAGAAGGCAUACAGUUAACACAGCACAAUAAUGGGAAAAGAGGAAUGGUUCUUCCUUUUGAACAACAUUCAAUCACCUUUGAUGGCAUAAUAUAUUCGGUUGACAUGCCACAGGAAAUGAAGAACCGGGGUGUUCUUGAUGAUAAAUUGGUGCUUCUGAAGGGUGUGAGUGGUUCUUUCAGGCCAGGUGUUCUCACAGCUCUUAUGGGUGUUAGUGGUGCUGGUAAAACAACUUUGAUGGAUGUGUUGGCCGGUAGGAAAACUGGUGGAUACAUUGAGGGGAGCAUCACAAUUUCAGGGUACCCAAAGAAGCAAGAAACAUUUGCUAGAAUUUCAGGCUACUGUGAGCAAAACGACAUUCAUUCUCCUCAUGUAACUGUGUAUGAGUCCUUGAUCUACUCAGCAUGGCUCCGCUUAUCUUCUGAAGUUGAUUCAGACACCAGAAAGAUGUUCAUUGAGGAAGUCAUGGAGCUUGUGGAGCUGAAGCCAUUGAGGCAUGCACUCGUUGGGUUGCCUGGUGUGAAUGGUCUCUCUACCGAGCAGCGCAAGAGGCUCACUAUUGGAGUUGAGCUUGUGGCAAACCCCUCCAUAAUAUUCAUGGAUGAGCCAACUUCGGGUCUAGAUGCAAGAGCUGCUGCUAUUGUUAUGAGAACAGUGAGGAACACAGUGGACACAGGAAGAACAGUUGUGUGCACCAUCCAUCAGCCAAGCAUCGACAUAUUCGAAGCUUUUGAUGAGCUUUUCCUAAUGAAGCGUGGAGGACAGGAGAUAUAUGUUGGGCCAUUGGGUCGCCACUCUUCCCAUCUUAUCAAGUAUUUCGAGAGCAUUGAAGGAAUCAGAAAAAUUAAAGAUGGCUAUAAUCCAGCAACUUGGAUGUUGGAAGUUACAACUUCUGGGGAUGAAAUGGCUUUGGGUGUUGAUUUUACUACUGUGUAUCAGAACUCAGAGCUAUACAGGAGGAACAAAGCAAUGAUUAGAGAGUUGAGCAAGCCUGCUCCUGGUUCAAAGGAACUUUAUUUCGCAACUAAAUAUUCAGAGUCAUUUUUCACUCAAUGCGUAGCUUGCCUAUGGAAACUACGAUGGUCCUAUUGGCGCAACCCACCGUACACUGCUGUAAGAUUUGUCUUCACAAUUGUCAUAGCCCUCACAUUUGGGACAAUGUUCUGGGACCUUGGCUCCAAGAUCAAGAAGCAACAAGAUUUGUUUAAUGCGAUGGGAUCCAUGUAUGCAGCUGUUCUCUUCCUGGGCUAUUCAAAUUGCACAUCAGUACAGCCUGUUGUGGCUGUUGAACGAGCUGUGUUCUAUAGGGAAAGAGCUGCUGGAAUGUAUUCAGCCUUGCCAUAUGCAUUUGCACAGGUUGCAAUUGAGCUCCCAUAUGUCUUUGCACAAGCUGCGUUCUAUGGCAUCAUAGUUUAUGCUAUGAUUGGAUUUGAAUGGACCGUUGCCAAAUUCUUUUGGUAUCUAUUUUUCAUGUACUUCACAUUGCUCUACUUCACCUUUUACGGCAUGAUGACUGUGGCUUUGACACCAAACCACCAUAUUGCCGCCAUAAUAGCCGCUGCAUUUUUUGGAUUAUGGAAUCUAUUUUCAGGAUUCAUAGUCCCAAGACCCAGGAUUCCUGUGUGGUGGAGAUGGUACAACUGGGCAUGCCCUGUUGCUUGGACCUUGUAUGGGUUGGUUGUUUCACAAUUUGGAGAUAUAAAGGACGUGCUUGAGGACACUGGUGGCACGGUGGAAGAUUUUCUGAAAGACUAUUUCGGAUUCAAACAUGAUUUUCUAGGAGUGGUGGCUAUUGUGACCGUCGCCUGGCCUGUUCUCUUUUCAUUUAUCUUUGCCUUUUCCAUCAAGGUCUUUAAUUUUCAAAGGCGAUAGAAAAUUCAUUUCAUUAUUACAAAUGAAAUGGAUAAUAUCUACUUUAUGGUCAGUUGGUAUAAAAUAGCCAUAGAAAAAAUGCCUUGUCCCUAGGCUUCUUAAUAUAUAUUUCUCUAUAGGUUUAGCCCCAAGCUUUGUUUUUGGUCAAUGGAUCUUUAUGUAUGUACUAAAAAAA
Corylus avellana is the source of this 4485-nucleotide messenger RNA. RefSeq names its product pleiotropic drug resistance protein 1-like. Gene Ontology annotation, molecular function: ABC-type transporter activity; ATP binding; ATP hydrolysis activity. NCBI's taxonomy places the organism in Eukaryota, Viridiplantae, Streptophyta, Magnoliopsida, Fagales, Betulaceae. Gene Ontology annotation, cellular component: membrane. The record is from RefSeq and is a predicted model, not a curated record.